UCACCUGUCUCUUUUGUCAGCUCUUGAAGCGUGGCACCACCUGCCGGAGUGGCUGGUGGCAGCCCUCCAUGGCGGGACCGGGCGCUGGACCCUGGGCACAGGGGGUGGUCGAUUGGACGAGCCACGAGCCAUUGGAAGUUGGAGCAGGGAAUCUCUUCAAGACCUUCCCUGGGCGACGAUGCAUCUUGGUGGCUCACAAGGGACGCCUCGUCUACGAGCGCUACCCGCCCACCGCACUGCCCUCCGAGCAGAUCGAGUUGGACAGCGCGGCAAAGACCGUGAGCGCGCUGCUUUUAGGGGUCUUGGUCACACAAGGCAAGUUGGACAUCGAUCGGCCCUUGGCGCAGUACAAGGUGAAGCCCGCAGCUUACUGGGGUGAGCAUCAGGAGUACUGGCCCCUGAUCACCGCAAGGCACUUGAUGACCCAUACCUCGGGCUUGGGCAAAGGACCUCCCGGCGUGACCUUCGAGUACAACAGCGGAGAGCACAUCCAGCAUUUGAGCGCGCUGAUCCGUGUCUUGACCUCUGAGCGCUACAGCUCACCGGUGGACUGGGCAGAGGAUCAGUUCGCCAAACCCUUGGGGCUGCAAGGACUCUUCGCCCAUGAUGGCUUGGAUGGUGAUAUUUCCAUCGGCGGAGGGCAACUCAUGAGCUGCUCGCAGUUGGCCAGGAUUGGGCAGCUGAUGAUCAACUGGGGCCGAUGGCCCCUUUCAGCCGCACCCACGUGGCCUUUGGAUUGGUUGCCUUGGGCCACGAACCGAACGGAAGUCUUUCAACUGGUGAGCAAGGAGUACAUCAGAGAGAUGACGCGACCCUCAUUUCCCCAGGUGGUGUCGACCUAUGGUAUGCUGCUUUGGAUCAACCACGCCGUCGGGCCCGACGACACCAGCUGCUGCAUGUGCACCUGCGGCGCCUGCUUCGGCGUGCCCGACCCGCCGAUCUUCGGCAUCAACGAGGAGGCAUGGUUCGCCACUGGCUACUUGACCAGGUACUUGAUCAUGCUGCCGGAGCGGGAGACCUUCGUGGUCUCCCUGGGGAUGGACCUCACCGGCUCGACGCCCUGCUCGGUCAGCUGGUCUUGGUUUUCCAUCACCUACGACGAUUCCUUCGGCGCCUUUUUGCAUUACCUGGUGAUCGAAGCUGCUUUGCCCUUUCCUGCGUCGACCACCACCCUCACCAGCACCACCUUCACGCGCACUCAGACCUCUACAUCACUCACUUCCACGACUUACACGAGUACUUCAGGUACCACUACCACCGUGGGGACUACAGCUGCAGCAGCCGAUGGGUGGCCCUGGGAUUGGCUGUGGCCAACCACCACCACUGCUGGCUGGUGGCCAUGGGACUUUCAGGAGCUCAACCUGGAGGAUUCCACGACGGCGACGACCACCUUCGACUUGUCCACGGUGAUCUACAACCACGGGACCAAAUCCAACACAUCUUUGGCGAGGAGGAAACGCAGGAGGAAGAGAAAGCAAAAAGAGCACGAAGAAGGUGAAGUGGACGAAGGAUACACUGGAGGAUCUUGCAGCUGCAGUUGUCCGGUGGACCAAGACUUCGGAAAGUGCUAUGAGCUGCCCAAAGACAUGGUCUUCGGGAAAUGGAACCAUGGACAGGAGAAGGCCACAGCGACAUCUCCCGCGAUCCGAACGAAGCCUCCUGAGAUCCGAACAUGUGUUCCUUCCCAGGAGGCCUGCAACGUCUUGGGUAACGCCUACCUCUUGUCGGAGCGCAGCUGCCCUGAUGUGGGCAUUGUCCAGCCCUGCAAAUCCAACUCCUGGGCCAUCGGCGGUGGGACACACGACCUUUGCAGCCGCACCUUUUGGAACGAGGACAUGGGCCUGAACUGCUCUCAGCUGACUUAUUGCGAGCACGCCAGAGGUCACCCUGUCUAUGAGGACACGCGUCGCUUGGCCACCUGCUCUUGCACCGUACUGCGGUGGAAGUGCGACUAUGACUACGAGCCCUGCGAUGUCAAUGACACCUAUUACACCCCUGGCUCGCCAGAGCUUGCACAGCACCUCUUGGUGCAUUGGUCGCCUCCCAAGAAACCCAAAGAAGGAUGGCCGUGGGCUAGUCCCUGGGCUUCAAUGGGACUCUUUGCUGCUGGGCUUUGUGUCAUCGCCUUGCUCCUCCUCCGCGCCCGCAGAAACGGUGUUCCUCGGACGGAAGGGGCUCCUCCAAGCUCGUACCGGCCACUGGCGGGCGAAUAGCGGCGAC
This is a messenger RNA of Durusdinium trenchii, 2220 nucleotides long. The record is from the annotation of a GenBank genome assembly. NCBI's taxonomy places the organism in Eukaryota, Dinophyceae, Suessiales, Symbiodiniaceae.